CUCACCUACGUCGCUCUCAGCAGUUAGUCCAUCCGAGCCACUCUCUUUCCCACUUACCAACAGAAAAUACGUUCGAAGAGGACUUGCUUUCGGCGGAGAAAGAACAGCGGCGGGCAAACACAAACUCUCACAUACCUGAUCCUAGAUGUAGCCUAGAUAACUUUUCAGGGUCUAUAACACGUUUUACAUGAUCGUUUACAUAACGAUUACGCCCGUAUUCUAAUUUAUUUAUGUCCAUGACAUUUGAUUAAUUCAUCCACUUUUCGGGAAACUUAUGGAAUUCUGAAACAUUUAGUGAACAAGGAGUUAUUUUGGUUAUCAAUCCCUUUGUAACAAUUCAGUCCACUUGUACAGGAGGAUGUAUUUGAGUGUAAUUUCAAAGGUGUAGGUGUAGUGGUGCGUUACCGGAAUCAUUUAAACAGAAUUUGACAUCGGAAAUCAAAAUGGAUCUUUGGGGAGUUUACCUAUUUCAUCUCGUCUUCUUCGCCCUGCAGGUAGUUCUGUCAGCAGGCAGAGACUGUCUGGUGGCGGGGGACUCGUGCUCCAGCGACGAGACCUGCAGCCCACGUCUGCGGACCCUGCGUCAGUGCGUAGCGGGAAAUGGUAGCAUGAAGCUGGGCCCCGGGGCCCGGAGCCAGUGCGCCAAUGCCGUGUCGGCACUGCUCUCCAGCCCCCUGCACGGUUGCCAGUGCAAGCGAGGCAUGAAGAAGGAGAAGAACUGCCUCAGCAUCUACUGGAGUCUCCAUCAGUCUGUCAUACACGGACUCAACCUGGUAGAGAGUUACCCUUAUGAAGCCAUGGAGAGAGACUACGACUACGUUCGUCUGGCCUCCAUCACGGCUGACACCGAGGCUGGUAUGGUGACGGUGAACCGCUGCCUGGAUGCAGCCAAGGCAUGUAAUGUCGACGACCUGUGCCAGAAGCUCCGCACAGAGUACGUAUCUGCCUGCAUCAAGCCCUCGGCCAAGUCUGGCCUCUGCAACAAGGCCAAGUGCAGCAAGGCCUUACGCCGGUUCUUUGAUCGCAUCCCUCCAGACUACACGCAUGAGCUACUCUUCUGCCCCUGCACGGACACUGCGUGUGCAGAGCGACGCAGGCAGACCAUAGUUCCCGGCUGCUCCUUCGAGGGCUCGGGAAAACCCAGCUGCCUGACACAGAUGCGUAUUUGCAAGGCUGACUAUGUGUGCAGGUCCCGCCUGGCUCAGUUCCAGUACGACUGCCAACCAGCCGAGUCGUCUGCCAACGGUUGCAAGCAGGGGAACUAUGGAGCCUGUCUACUCGCCUACACAGGCCUGAUAGGCAGCUCGAUAACUCCCAACUAUCUGGAUAACUCCACGUCUAGCGUGGCCCCAUGGUGCUCCUGCUCUGCCAGUGGGAACCAGAGAGAAGAGUGCUCCGACUUCCUGGAAUACUUCACCGACAACGUCUGUCUCAGGAAUGCCCUCCUGGCAUUUGGGAGCGGGACAGAUAUGGCGCCCACUCCCAGUCUAUCGGGACUGCUCAGCCCUGCCGCAGACAGAGAGAACCAUGCCACCACCCCUCUGCCUGCUACCGUGGAGACCACACGGAAUGUUCCGGACCCAAUUAUACCAACACAGGCCAGCGGAAAUGACCGACUGUGGGGAGAUUCUACCCUCCCAUUGGAUGGGCUCCCAAACUCUGCCAACGCACUUGGCCUUCUGCCUCCAACGGCCUUUACCGGCCUUGUGCUCCUACCUCUGCUCUUAUAUGGACAUUAAAGGAGGAAGCACUGCCAAGGACCACCCAUAGAGCAGAUGGGAUGAUUUGUUGACAAAUUCUAGAGAAAUUUGACUCUUUGGCCAAUAGGCUUCUCCUCCUCCGAAACAUGUACAGCAUAGUCGUUUUUAUAUUUUUGUGUCUUAGUGGUUCAACUGCAUCUGCGAGCCCUUUAAGUGUACAGAGAGGGACUGAGACAGAUUGAAACCAAUCUGUACACUUGUACAUUGUUAUCGCUUCAAGUCAAGAUAAAAGUACUUUUUAUGUGGACUAACCUACCAUCCAGCUAUCCAAGCACAUCAAUUGUUUUCAAGAGUGAAUUUAAAAAGCACCAUUGGAAACUACGCGGUUAUCCAUUAAGAUCUAUAUAUAAAUGGAAAGCUCUUAGCUAAAAUGUUGUCAAUGAACUGCGAAACUUUGUCUUUAUUUGGUACUCAACUGCACAAACUGAUUGGAAAAGACCCUUGAGGAUAUAAGUGCUUUAAUACCGUUCGCUUUGACUUGACUGAAGGAGGAGCAUUAUUUCUAAUCAAUACUGGAAUGGUAGAGAUGGACAAUGGAGCUACGGCUUGUUCAGCCAUUCUGGACAAAUACCCUGACUCAGAUCAUUCCGAGUGCUGUCGGCUACAAGAGAUGUGGACACCUCAGAAUACCUGGACCUAAUGAUUAUCAUGCCCGCAGUGAAGAUUGGGCUCUUUGUCUACUGCCAAUUCAUUUGUUCUCACUAAUGAUUAGCUAAGUGUUCAUUAUAAAACACUUUCUUCUCCUUUGUUGAAAUGAAGUUAUGAGCAAACAGAUUCUCUUUGUGUACAGUACCAUUGUUCUGCGUUUGUGUGGAAGCACUGCCCUCUGUUCCUCAUUGUGUAAAUGGACAUUGUUUAAAGGGUGUCGGAAUCGGUGUGCCAUAUAGGAAGAAAGACUUGUGUCUCAACUUUUCGGGCUAAAUUUGACCCUUUUCACACUACUGAGCCUAGCCAAGAGAAGCCGAGCUGUACUGUGCUGGCCUCAACACAGCCACCAUAGUUGCUGAAACCAUGCUGGAAAUCACAAUGUGAAAAGAAAAUGCCAGAGCCAAAAGCAGAGUACAGUUUGGGUCAGCACAAUAGUGUGAAAUGCGGUAUAUAUUACCUGUUCAUAAUAAAAGAUGGUCAUGAAUGAUGUUAUCGGGAGGAUGGAAAUUUUCCAGUGUCAUAGGAAUCAUUUGAAUUGCUGCCAAUAAAAGCUGUCAGAAAAUCCAAUGCUUCUCUCUUUCUGAAUAUACAGUAAAUGUCCUGUUCAGUGAUUGGACAAUAAACAUCCUUAUCAGUUCUUCAAAAAAGCAAUUAGAUUAUGACAAUUCAAGCAGAUUUCUAUCCCAUAGAGCUUUUGCUGAGUACAGUAAUAUGUCUAUUUGUUUAUGUUUGUUCGAAUAUUAAUUGGACCAGAGGGGUAUGGGUUGGACGCAAUUAACGGCUUGAUUAAUUAAAGUUGAAAAGUUGAGGUCUUAUCAGGCACCGUAUACGCAAAGAACACUAAUGACAACUCUAAGUAUUCUGCACAUUUCAAUAAUGGAAGAGAAGGAUGCCUUGGAGAGCGCCAUGAUUAGAAAAUAAACAGAGAAGUAGCUGUGAGGUAGAAUCAGUCAGGUGAAUCCAAGCCGUUUCACUCUCAAAAACAACCGUCUGGUGGCCAGCCAAACCAGGGAGUGGGUUGGCAGUGUGUAUUACUACUGUAAGCAAAGGGCUUUAUACAGAAAUUCAUCUUUACAGUGUGAUUGAAAUUUAAAGGCAAUCCCUCUCAUUGCUAAUGGAGCAGUGCGCACACUCCGGCACUCCACAUCCUUUAAACCACUCCGCUCUCACAUGAAAAAAAACUGCUGCUCCGAAUUCGCUCCAUUCAUUAAAAUCCCAAUUCAACCAACACCCAUCUAUUUUUGUGACUUCCUGGAACUACCAUUUGGUUAUGAAGUUCUGAAACAAAACCCUAUGAUUUGAAUGAACAUGAAAAGGUGAAUGUAAGAAGCACUCAUCAUUUCAUGUCAUAUUAAACAGCAUAUUAACACACUAAAUAGGUCAGGAACCAGAUAGGGAGCCUAUUAUUUAGAUUAUUUCAAGGCUAUAGCCUACAAAGAAAUACAUUGUGAAGCAUUUGC
Messenger RNA from Oncorhynchus kisutch (coho salmon), 3868 nucleotides. Its product is annotated as GDNF family receptor alpha-4. Gene Ontology annotation, cellular component: signaling receptor complex; external side of plasma membrane. The record is from RefSeq and is a predicted model, not a curated record. NCBI's taxonomy places the organism in Eukaryota, Metazoa, Chordata, Actinopteri, Salmoniformes, Salmonidae. The transcript has 8 exons. Gene Ontology annotation, molecular function: signaling receptor activity. Gene Ontology annotation, biological process: nervous system development. The coding region runs from base 444 to 1739 and encodes 431 amino acids.